This is a messenger RNA of Drosophila bipectinata, 657 nucleotides long. RefSeq lists its product as uncharacterized. Gene Ontology annotation, molecular function: nucleic acid binding. Lineage: Eukaryota; Metazoa; Arthropoda; Insecta; Diptera; Drosophilidae. The record is from RefSeq and is a predicted model, not a curated record.
AUGUCGAUCCCGCGACUGGAACUUCAAGCAGGAGUAUUGGGCACAACACUGAUGGACACCGUCACGCAGGAGCACAGUGUGGCGAUCAGCAACUGUGUUGCACUGAACUUCAUGAGCCGACGUGGACCCGUCGUCAGGAUUAAGAGCGACAAGGGAAUGAACUUCGUUGGAGCCGACCGCGAGGCCAAGAGGUUCAGUGAAGUGUUCAAGCCUGAACAGAUCCAGGGCGAGCUGUCGUCUAAAGGAGUCGAAUGGAUCUUCAAUUGCCCUGGGAACCCAGCUGAUGGUGGCACCUGGGAAAGGAUGCACGUGCUGGAGAAUCUGCUGAUUGAAGCGGAGAGUAUAGUGAACUCUCGUUCGCUCACUCAUCUACCAGUGACGGUGGACCAGGAGGCUCCACUGACACCCAACGAUUUGCUGAAGGGAGCACCCGAUGUCCCAGAUCUUCCCAAGGAUGACGGACAGGAGUCCGUGAGAUGCGCUACCAGGAAGCAGUGGCGCAUAGCGAGGAUGAUGCGGGAUCGAUUCUGGAAGCGAUGGGUGCAUGAGUACCUGCCGACUCUUUUGCGCAGGGAGAGAUGGUGCAAGCACGUCGAGCCCAUUCGUCGAGGAGACUUAGUGCCGAAGUCAGUAUUAUAUGAAGUCUGGUAUUUAUAA